UAUAGACAAUGUCGCUGUAUUAUAUUCAACAUAAAAUUUCAUACAGGAUGCCGAUAAAUUGCGCAAAUGGAGCUUAGCAUUAGAUCAAAAUUUGACACCAGACAAAUUUGUUUGCGAGUUACAUUUUUCGGACGAUCACAUUAAAACAGAUGUGAUACCAAUAUUUAAUCAAGAUUGUUAUAUUUCAAGUCGAAAGAAAUAUACUUUGAAGCCGAAUGCCAUUCCGAAAGUUGAUAGAAUUCCAAAUCUCGUGGAAGAUGCAAAUUCGCAAAUAGAUCCUGAUAAUGUAUGUCGUACUACGUACGUACGUAUACGUACGUAUGUACAUACGUACUUCCAGCCGCUAGAACUCCCGAAGUUGAAACUUAUAGUAGUGCUCCGGGUCCUAAUGAAUGGAUCUUCAACAGGUGUUUAGUUAGUUGUAAAAAUUCAUUGUUAAAUGAAAAUCAACGAUAUUAUCAGGGUAUCAUCCGAUGUCAACCUUGCCGAACUCUUUGGCGUCAACUCCGAAAUCGAGAUAAUAAAAGUACCCAAAAUUUAAAAAUUCAAUGUGAUAAGCUUAAACGUGAAUUAAUUUCCCAAAAGAGAAAGACUUUAUGCUUAAAGCGGAAGAAUAAUGAACUAUCGCAAUUGAUUAAAGAUCAAAAGCUUAAAUGUGCUGCUGUUGAGACUUCUAUUUAAAAACUCAAAAAAGUGACCAUUUUGCAAACUUGCGAAUGAAACAAUUAAUUUAUUAUUUCUAUUUCUGAUAAUUGCUAUUCUCUUCAAGAAAUAAUUUUUAAUUUUUUGCGUCAACGAUAUUUAUUCCAAAUAUGAUUAUUUAAAUUUGGUUUUUGAAAAUCGUUCUUUAUCGUGGUUUUAAAAAAAAUUUUAUAAAAUUUAGAUUUUAUUUGACUUUUAAAUUCAUAGGGGACCUUAGAGACCCUUUACUGACAGUCAGUAAACAACAAGUGAAGUCACAACCACUUCAUAGCUUCAAUUUUCUUAAGUUUUUGAUAAGAAUUGAAGCCGAAAGGACGUAUUUUCGAAAAUGUUACAAAUAAUAUGAUUGACGAAACAAGUAUCAAAUAAAGCGAUGGUAGACAAAGCAGAGCAUGAAGAUAAGUAGUUGCAGAUAUGAUCUUGGACCUUUACUUUUGAGAGAAAAAUAAAAAAUUUCAUAUUGUUAAUUUGUAGUUUUUAAUUUUCUUGUCAAACUAAUAAUUCCAUCGGAGGCAUCAAAGAAAAAAAAAUUCGAGUUGACAAUAGGCGUAAUGGGGUUGAAUCAUUUUCGGAAACUCACCUGUUAUUUCCGACUACGAUUUAAUAAAUAUAAUUAUGGGUUUGAAGUGCAACAUAUACAUACCUAUCGUCAUCUUUUACGGGGAAUCUGAAGAAACUAACCGAAUCCCCUUGCAAAUUUCCCUGACACCCCUUAUAACAACACCUAUGCUUCGGCAUGAUUUCACAAAUUCUACUACACUUGGUCAAAUAAUCCAAACGAUGAUCCUGAUUCCAGAAAUCAAUAAUAAAGUACGAUAGACACUGGAUAUCAACUGCUAUAAUAUGUUUUCACAAAAAAGAAUCAGCAAAUUGCAAAAUAGUCUCAGUAAGCGUAUCACGUGUUUUGAGUUGUUCGAUUGCUCUGGUUCUGAGUUGAAAACGCAGAACGCCGCGCGCCAGCGAGAAUCGAUUGUGUG
Molecule: messenger RNA, 1679 nt
Organism: Athalia rosae (coleseed sawfly)
Lineage: Eukaryota; Metazoa; Arthropoda; Insecta; Hymenoptera; Athaliidae
Exons: 3
Coding region: 289-681 (130 amino acids)
Source: RefSeq, a predicted model, not a curated record